GUUCGUAUUUUAUACUAGAAUGAGCGUUAAGCUGUCGUGCCAUAUGAAUCUGGAGAAUUUUCCAAUGGAUCGCCAGGAAUGCUACAUAAAUGUGGAAUCUUUUUCUUAUACUACAGACGAUAUUCUUCUAAAAUGGACUGAAGGAAUAGCCGUUAAACUAGACAACACGGUCACGUUACCACAGUAUUCCGUAGAUGGCGUACAUUGGGAAGAAAAACUCGGAGAAUAUCUUACUGGAAACUAUGGUCAGGUUGAAGUGAAGUUUCGAUUGGUUCGUCGAAUUGGAUUCUACGUUCUACAGGCUUACAUACCCAGUCUGUUGCUUGUCGUGCUGUCUUGGUUGGCGCUAUGGAUGGAGAUUACGUCAGCGCCAGCACGUGUAUCCUUGGGUAUUACCACAGUGCUAGCUUUGGUUACCCAAGGCACAUGGAUGCGCAAUCAGUGCCUAAGAUAGCAUAUGUGACGGCUAUAGACGUGUGGCUCGUCAGUUGUCAAGUGUUCGUGUUUGCAACCUUAAUAGAAUUCGCCCUGGUAUAUUACAUGCACUCGUGGGAGCAAGGGCAAUAUCAAUUACAAAGAAUGAAAAGGGCGUCGCGAAAGGCUGUUAAAAGUGGUAUGACAGUGAAGGACAAUCCUUGGAGCAAUGGUUAUUUCCACGGUUCAAGGAUGCAAGGACCUUCGCAACGUGGCAGAGCAGUGUUGAAGAAACUGGGUUCCGGUUAAACCCAUCGAAAAGAAAAGACUUCAUGGACCGUGCCAUUAUGAUUGACCAUGUUUGUAGGGUCUUUUUCCCGGCUUCAUUUAUUACAUUCAACAUCGUCUACUGGUACAAGUAUCUAAUCCAG
This is a messenger RNA of Saccoglossus kowalevskii, 845 nucleotides long. Its product is annotated as glycine receptor subunit alpha-2-like. The record is from RefSeq and is a predicted model, not a curated record. Gene Ontology annotation, biological process: monoatomic ion transmembrane transport. Gene Ontology annotation, cellular component: membrane. Lineage: Eukaryota; Metazoa; Hemichordata; Enteropneusta; Harrimaniidae. Gene Ontology annotation, molecular function: transmembrane signaling receptor activity; extracellular ligand-gated monoatomic ion channel activity.